Molecule: messenger RNA, 3294 nt
Organism: Closterium sp. NIES-65
Lineage: Eukaryota; Viridiplantae; Streptophyta; Zygnematophyceae; Desmidiales; Closteriaceae
Source: the annotation of a GenBank genome assembly
AUGAGCGGUAGUAGCGUGCAGUCCCCUCGCGUAGCGGGGAAGGACGCUCAUGAUAGCGGAGUUAAAGCCGCGUCGCUGACUUCAAGUACGCUACUAGGUCCUAAUGUGCCGCAAUUUCCGGUUUUUGCGGACGUUGACGUGACGCAAUACGUGCAGCGGCACCGGCAGCGGCGUGUCGAAGCGGGAAAUGCGGCUAGUCAGCUCGACUUGCGAUCGGGGAGCGCGGGGUUCCGCCGAUACCAGCUGACGGGAAACGGGGGAGGCCAUUGCGCGCCCACCAAUGCAGCUGCUAGAACCUGCGUCGCCGCGGAAGCUGCUGCGCCGACUCCUCCGCUUGUCACCGUUCUGCGCGCAAGCUCAGCCCCUGGCCGCCCUAGUCAGUCCGCUGCUGCUGCUAGUAGUACGUGGGGGACCCGUCGCCUGAGCCCUUCUAGUUCCGCCCUCGCGGAAAGAGCGCAGAGCGAAGGGAAUGCUAUCGUCACAAUAGCCCCUGAAAAUGCCAGCAGCUGUGGCAGGCAUGAGAGCAGCGGCUCGGUCGGCCAUCUACGUCAGGCGGAUAACGAGGAGCGAAGCUCUCUGACUACGCGUUCCGGCAUUAUUCCGUCUCGCCGGCCGCGGGUGGACUCCGCCGCAGCCGUUACUCAGUGCCGGCCAGUCAACCCUGCCGGCCGGCCGGCAUCAGUAACCACGUGCGCCACUCGUCAACCACGGUCGGGCAGAACCGUGAGUUGCGCCGGAGGGAGGGCGGUGGGGCUGGUGAGAGCGGCGAAGGCGGAGAUGGGGGAGGAGGGGGAAGGAAAGGGGGAUGAAGAUGAUAGUGAUGGGGAAGAAGGGGAGGAUGGGGACGGGGAUGAUGAUGACGUGGUUCUCGCAAUGCCGGUCGGCAUAGUUCGCAGAGGGGUAGCUGGAGCAGCGCCGGGUGAAUGGGGCACCACGGUGGAGAGAACAGGACUAGUUGCGAGAGAGGCAGCGCACGGUUGGGGGGGAAGGAUAGGGGGACCAGGAGGACGAGUGUGCGACGCUGGCGACGAGGAUGACGACAAUGGCGACGUAAUCAUAUGCAAGCCUGUCGAAGUUAAGGUAACCUGCUUCGCAACCCCCGUUAUUAGGAGGAGAGUUUCGAGAAGUGCAGGUGGGAAACUGUCGGCGAGAGGCGCGGCGGGAGGGCGGAAGGAUGCUGCGCGCGUGUCUGGGGGUGCACCGCUGAGGCGAAUCGCGCGGAGGGGCACGGCAGCCGGAGCAACACUUGGUCCGGGCAGCGAAGGUUCAGAGACCGGGAUAGCCAGCACGAAUGUGGCGCUGCCCGUGCUGGUACAUAAGGGAAUGGUGCUGUGCGAUGGGGUGCGGUCGAGGUGUGAGACAGGACGGGAUGGGGAGACGGAGACGGAUGGCCAGGAGGGCAGGGAAGAUGAGGCACAGGACGGGAAGGGGAUAAGGCGACACGCGCACAAAGUGGCUGCACAGUCGGAGUGCGCUGAGCAGUCAGAGCGGGUAGAAAGGGCAGAGCGGGCAGAAAGAGCAGAGCGGGCAGAGGAGUUGGUACGAGGGAGGGAGGGAGUGGCAGCAGAGGCGCAAGAGAGCAGAGCGGCAGCAGAUGAGGCGCAGGGAGAGGAUGAAAAGCGAUCGGGUGGUGUGAGCGCGCCGAGCCCUGCUGUGAGCGCGCCGAGCCGUGCUGUGAGCGCGCCGAGCCUUGGUGCUGCGACUGUUAUAGAUGAGGGGAGCAUUCGCGAGCAGCUGCAGCUGAUUGCAGAGGCCAUGGCUAGGCGGGCUGGACGGGAGGAGGCGCGGCGUAGAGAGGAGGGGCGGACUAGAGAGGAGGGGCGGAUUAGAGAGGAGGGGCGGACUAGAGAGGAGGGGCGGACUAGAGAGGAGGGGCGGACUAGAGAGGAGGGGCGGAUUAGAGAGGAGGGGCGGACUAGAGAGGAGGGGCGGACUAGAGAGGAGGGGCGGACUAGAGAGGAGGGGCGGACUAGAGAGGAGGGGCGGACUAGAGAGGAGGGGCGGAUUAGAGAGGAGGGGCGGACUAGAGAGGAGGGGCGGACUAGAGAGGAGGGGCGGACUAGAGAGGAGGGGCGGACUAGAGAGGAGGGGCGGACUAGAGAGGAGGGGCGGACUAGAGAGGAGGGGCGGACUAGAGAGGAGGGGCGGACUAGAGAGGAGGGGCGGACUAGAGAGAAGGGGCGGAUUAGAGAGAAGGGGUGGAUUAGAGAGGAGGGGCGGAGUAGAGAGGAGGGGCGGAGUAGAGAGGAGGGGCGGAGUAGAGAGGAGGGGCGGAGUAGAGAGGAGGGGCGGGGUAGAGAGGAGGGGCGGAGUAGAGAGGAGGGUGGGAUUAAAGAGGAGGUGGGGAGUAGAGAGGAGGGGCGGAUUAGAAAGCAGUUGCAGUUGACUAAAGGGGUGGAGGAGGGGGGGAAUAGACAGCAGGUUGGACCGCACGGCGUGCAGCCAGACUGUGCUUAUCUUGCCACGCCGAGUGCUUAUCUCGCCCAGCCGAGCGCUUAUCUCAGCGCCAUGGAUACGCUGAGCUGGCAGGAUCUAUACGUGCACUGUGACGUGGCAGACCUGUGGCAGGAGGCUCUUGGCAAGAGAGCCUAUGGCCUUCCUCCAAGGCCCAAACGGCCACUGCAAGCAGCACAGCCUGUGAAAGGAGACGGGCGAGUGAACCCACCAAGGACAAUAAGGCAGAAGAAGCCAGUGAGGCCAAUAAGGCCAGGGGACGCAAUGGGGCCAGCACCGCUUGUGCGACCGUGGAGAUCGGACAGGGUUAUGAGGUCACCUGAGGGCAUUCGGCCUGCUCCAGGGUCUGCUGCCAGGCGAGCCCUCACUGUUGCUGCUGUCACCGGUAGUGAUGCUGUCACUGGUGAUGCUGUUACCGGCCAUGCUGCUGCUGACGGGGAUGGUGAUGCCAGCAGGGGAAGCAGUGAGGGUGACACCGCUAGUCCGGGACCUGCUGCCAGGCGAGCUCUCGCGGUCACUGCUGUCACUGGCUCCGCUACUGCUGCCAACGGGGCUUCAACCGGUGGUGCUGGUGGUGGUGGUGGUGGUGGUGGUGAUGGCAGUAGCGGCCAUAGCAUCGCCACGCAUGGGCGAUCUGCUAACAGUCUGAAUGCUGCUCUCGCGAGGAUGCGGAGCGCUGUCCGAGAGGCAGCUGCUGGGGAGGUUGUAAUGCUGCGGGCUGAACGGAAACUUUUGCCUGCUGCCCAAGCCAUGACUUCUCUUCCCAAGAGCCAAGCAGGUGGUGGGGGCAACGAGGCCUUCUUACGAGGUGAUUCGAACCCGACAAUGAUCGGUGGAUGA